Molecule: messenger RNA, 1419 nt
Organism: Fusarium pseudograminearum CS3096
Lineage: Eukaryota; Fungi; Ascomycota; Sordariomycetes; Hypocreales; Nectriaceae
Exons: 4
Coding region: 1-1419 (472 amino acids)
Biological process (GO): amino acid transmembrane transport
Cellular component (GO): vacuolar membrane
Molecular function (GO): amino acid transmembrane transporter activity
Source: RefSeq, a predicted model, not a curated record
AUGUCGUUCGUCGCUGUUCCUCCACAAGAGAAAAAGACUGCGAUUGAUGAAAACUCAUCAAGCCUCGACAAGAGCCCUUCGCAGCCAGCAGAGAGCUCAGACGUCAUUGAAGAUGCCGUCUUUGGUCGUGUCACAGGCGAAGGGCCCAACUACCGCAGUCUGGGCUGGAUUGCUACAAUUGCUCUCAUGACGAAGACCCAGAUCGGACUUGGAGUGCUUAGUAUUCCCUCCAGUUUUGAUACACUCGGUAUCAUCCCAGGCAUCAUUUGUCUCUGCACCAUCGGUGUCAUGACCACUUGGUCCAGCUACAUGGUCGGCGUGUUCAAGGCCAACCACCCCGCGGUCUACACUAUCGAUGAUGCAGGUUACGAGAUGUUUGGAAAGAUUGGCCGUAAUUUCCUUGCUGUCGCUUUCUUGCUCAACUGGAUCUUUAUCUCUGGCUCUGCCAUGUUGGGCAUCUCGAUCGGUUUCAACGCCGUCUCCAAACACGCCGCAUGUACCGCCGUUUUUGUUGCAAUCGCCGCUGUUCUCACCUUUGCCUUUGCGAGCAUCCGAACCCUGAGCAAGAUAGGAUGGCUUGCCUGGAUUGGUCUUGUUUGCAUCAUGACUGCUAUCUUUACUGUCACCAUUGCCGUUACUCUCGAAGAACGCCCUGCUGCUGCUGUUGGAGUCGACGAAUGGGAACCUGACUGGAAACUCUUCAACACGCCUACUGUCCAGCAGGCCUUCGCCGCAAUCGGUUGCCAUGUGUUUGCUUUUGCUGGUACUCCCGCCUUCUUCUCCAUAGUAGCAGAGAUGCGCGAGCCAAAGUAUUACAACCGUGCGUUGGUGUGGUCUCAGGGAAUUGUGUUUGUUGUCUAUAUUGUCAUUGGGUCUAUUGUCUACGUCUACUGCGGUUCUUAUGUCGCAUCCCCUGCACUGGGUUCUGCAGGGCCCAUGAUAAAGAAGGUCUGUUAUGGCUUUGCACUUCCUGGCCUACUUGUUACUGCCAUGAUCGUCACUCAUAUUCCGGCAAAGUACAUUUUCCUUCGUAUCCUCCGUGGCUCUGAGCAUCUUCAUCGCAACAGUCUCAUUCAUUGGGGAACUUGGCUUGGUUGUACAGGCGGUAUUACUGUGACUGCCUACAUCAUUGCCAGCGCCAUCCCUAUCUUUGGCUCCCUUGUGGCGCUCAUCGGCUCAACCUUUGGCACUUUACUCUGUUUCCAGCCAUACGGAUUCAUGUGGCUGUUCGACAACUUUAACCGCAAGGAUCGUGACAAGAGAUGGAAAUUCAUGGUCGGCUGGAGUGUGUUUGUCAUCCUGGCUGGCACCUUGAUCAUGAUCCUUGGCACUUGGGGGACCGCGCUGGAAAUCAGAGAUGCAAGCAAGCUGUCAACGGGCACUCCAUGGUCCUGCGAGGACAACUCCAACGCACACUGA